Messenger RNA from Ostrea edulis (European flat oyster), 6218 nucleotides. Its product is annotated as eukaryotic translation initiation factor 4 gamma 3-like. Gene Ontology annotation, molecular function: translation initiation factor activity; mRNA binding; protein binding. Lineage: Eukaryota; Metazoa; Mollusca; Bivalvia; Ostreida; Ostreidae. The coding region runs from base 263 to 5074 and encodes 1603 amino acids. The record is from RefSeq and is a predicted model, not a curated record. The transcript is spliced from 33 exons. Gene Ontology annotation, cellular component: eukaryotic translation initiation factor 4F complex.
GUACAACAUAUAUAGCAGCUAAAUCAAUGUUACCCACUGCAGAUCACUUCCUGUUUGUCUAAUGAGUUUCAGACCCUCCUGGGAACAAUAACUGUAUAUUCUGAAUGAACUUUCCUUCCUGAUGUGAAAAAAACAAAGGGGGAAAUAUUAGUCUCAUCUACCUCUCGGAUAACUCUUAGUUAUGACUAUUGUGAGUCAAUCUGACCAAAUCAUCAUAAAAACUGAUCUUUGGUGUUAAAUGUGUUGACCUGGACCAGCUACAAUGCAUCUGAGAGGCUUGAACAUGCACGAGAUAGAGCUUGGAAACAAGCCCCCAAACGGUCCUUUCCCAAGGACUCCAUCAUUGCAAAGUUACGUUGAAAUGAAUGAACGGAAGGUAAAGUCACCGAAUUCAGGACAUCAUCAAGGACAUCCCCAGCAAAGAUCCAUAACACCUCACCAAAGAGGCCAGACUCCCCCACAGUUCACUGGUAGAGUUCCAGAAGAAGUCCAGUUCUACUCUCAACAUCAACAACCUUUGAUAAAACAGCCUUUUAAUAUACCUCCACCUCAACCGCAAGGACAGAGUGCAGUGUACACUCAUGAACUAAACAAACAGGCUCAAGUGCCCCCUAGACUUCCAGCACAUAGUGCUGGGCUGGUACAACAAUCCGCUAUGUAUCAGCAACAACAGAGUAUGAGACCCCAAGGUUCCGUGCCUUUCUUCAGACAGAGUGCGCCACCAGGUAAUGUGAUGGCUAGCAACCAAUAUGCACAGAUGCCACAGCAACAAAAUCCACAGCAGUACACACAGCAAAGCAUGACGUACCAGAUAAUGGCCCCUAGUAUGACAGGGCAAAACUUUGGACAAAUUAUCAUGCAGCCUAAUCCUUUGAACAUACAGACUCCAAGGAUGAACAAUUCACAAUACCCUAAUAUGGGAAAUCAGCAAAGUAUGCAUUUCCCUUCGAUGGGACAACCCACAAAUACCCAGUUCUAUAACAAUCCAGUGAUGUUUACUGCCCAACCAAAUCGCCCACCAUCUAAUCCACCGUUACAAUCUGAAAAGCGAGUGAAGAAACCUUUAAGCAUUAUAGAUCCCAACACGGGGAAAGACUUGACAAAUGAAAUACUGCAUACAAAAGAGAGUAAGGAAGGAGAGUCAUCACACAGAUCCACCCCACCAAGUGGCCCAGGCUCUGGAUCCAGAGGGACUCCAGAUACGUCUGCUGCUCCGGUUGUACAAGGGAAUAUUGCGGCGCAGUUUGCUGCUCAAGUGGCUGCCACACUACGAUCAGAAGGAAGGUCAUCAGAGGUAGAUGUUCAGCGAGAACACUCCGAAGAGGAAUUGUCAGCAUCUCCUACUGUAGUGCCAGAAAUCCAUGCAGAGAGUGAAAAUCUGACAAUACCUAUAAGUGAUCAAGUGGACAGUGCCCCUUCACAAGAGCUAACAAAUGAUAAAUUGGCAGAAGUCAGUAGUAAUCCCCACAGUCUUUCAAACAGUGUGUCCGACUCCAAUGGAGAUGAAGGAUUCGCAGAGCCCAAGGACUCUAUUUCUGUAGAGAAUAGUGAGGCAAUCGUUCCCAUCACAGGAAAUGAACCUCCCUCAUUACCUAACUCUACUGAAACCCCUUCUGAUGUGGUGCCCCCGAGUAGUGUAGUAGAGGAAACCUCAGCAUCUGAGGCCUCUCAAGAGGAAAAUGUGUCCCAAAUCACAUCUGAGGUAAAAACUGAAGGGGAUAAUGUACAACCAGAAGAGAAAGCCAGCAAAGAAGAGCUCUCUACAGAAGUUCAACCCGAACCACCUGUUAAAGAUGUCGAUGUUCCUGUAAAAGAAACAGUUGAUGUGAAGAAAGGAAAGAAGAAGGCCAAAGAUUUUAACAAGAAAGACGUGUCUGGAACAGAUAUGGAUGCCUUCAUGGAUAGUUCUGCCCAGGAGACUAAGCCCACGCCUAACGUGGAAGAACAGAAGGAAGCUGUUGAGACAGUCCAACCAGAUGUGCCAAAAAUAGAAAUCAAGAUUGAAGACAAGGUCGUACAAGACGAGAAUGAGAAAAACCAGGAGAAGAACGAGGAUGCCGAUCUAACCAAUGAAGAUGACAAAGCUACUCUCGAGCUCAAGUACAAGUAUAAGGAAGACCAGUGGAGUCCUCUUAAUCCUGAGGGAAAGCGUCUGUAUGACAGAGAUUUCCUUCUUAGCAUCCAGUAUUCCAGUGAAUCUGUACAGAAACCUGCAGGUUUACCCGAUCUUCCAGAUAUUAUCUUGGACAAGCCACAUAGUGCCCAGGGUGGUGGUAGAUCGUCCUUUACAAGUUUUAAUCCUGAUAAUGGUCGUUCAUUUGAUUUCACACCAGGUUUUGUUCGAGGCCAACCAAGAGGUCCUUCAAUGACAAGAGGAGGAAGCAACAGCCAGAGGAGUCGUGGAGUAACCCCACGUAAAGUUAUCUCUAUUGGGUCAAUCUCGCAGGAUGUUACCCUACAUAAAGCGGAAUCGGCCUGGAAGCCAGGAAGAAAAGCAGAGCAAGCGGAAAGUGACGAGACAACAAAAAAUACAGAGGAAUUGUACAAGAAAGUCCGCAGUAUUCUGAACAAAUUAACACCACAGAAAUUUCAAACUUUGGUGAAACAAGUUUCUGAAAUGGAAAUUACCACGGAGGAAAGACUGAAGGGUGUAACUGAUCUUAUAUUUGAAAAGGCUAUCAGUGAACCUGGAUUCAGUGUUGCAUAUGCCAGUAUGUGUAGAUAUCUAGCAAUGAUUAAAGUACCUUCCUCUUCCAAACAAGGGGAGUUUGUCAACUUCCGUGCAAUAUUAUUGACCAGAUGUCAGAAAGAGUUUGAAAAAGACAAAGAUUCAGAAAAAGAGAUGGAAGAGAGACGCAAAGUCAUUGCGGAAACACAGGAUCCGAAGAAAAAGGAGGAGCUUAUCGAAGAAUUGGUAUUUUCGGAGACUAAAGCGAGAAGGCGCUCGUUGGGAAAUAUCAGGUUCAUUGGCGAGCUGUUCAACUUGAAGAUGCUGACUGAAAACAUCAUGCAUGAUUGCCUCUUCAAACUUCUGAGAGCUAAAGAUGAAGAAAGUUUAGAAUGUCUCUGCAGGCUUCUCUCAACAAUUGGAAAAGAGUUGGAUUCAGACAAGGCCAAGAAAAGUACUGAGAAAAACUCCAUUGUGCAAGAACAGUUUGAUACUAAGCCAAGAAUGGAUCAGUAUUUUACUCAAAUGGACAAAAUAGUUAUUGAAAAGAAGACAUCUUCACGAGUGAGAUUCAUGUUACAAGAUGUCAUUGAUCUCAGAAAGUGUAAAUGGGUUCCAAGGAGAGAUGAAAAUAACCCAAAGACACUGGAUCAAAUUCACAAAGAGGCUCAAAAGGAAGAGCAAGAGAGACAGAUCUUCUUACAGCAGGCCAAUGCACAGCAGAAAGCUCAAGGCCGAGGAGGUGGAGCCAGAGGAUCAAGGGGUCCACCUGGGUCAGGAAUGAUGUCUAGUGAUGGAUGGAAUACUGUGGGCAAACCCAACAUCAGGGUGGACAGACAGUCUAUUGACCCGUCAAGACUCAAAAUCACCAAGCAAAAUCUCGAUGAGUCCAACAUCCAGCUUGGUCCUGGUGGAGGAACCAACCGAUUUUCUGGCUGGCAGCGAGGAAGCACCGGAGGAGGGGCCAGAAAUUCCCAGGAACAAGAAAAAUCCAAUGCACCCAGCAAUAGGUUUUCUGCACUUAGUAAGCCUGAAGAUGAUAGUAGAGGUAGAUUUGGAACGAGUCCUGCUCGUGGAGACGGACGAGGACGAAGUGGCGGAGGAUUUGGUCGCCCACAAAGUCGUGGUAUUACUCCCAGGUCUUCCAUGGAGCAAGAGAAGGAACGAGCUCUUGCUGCUGUUAGGGAUGUGGUUGGUGGCCAAACCACGCCACGCCAAGGUCACAGUAGGGAGAGUAGUCGAGGGCGUGAACCCCGCAAAAUUGAGGUGGAGAAGAUCAGCAAACCAGCUCCUCCAGUGGCAAAGGAGCUAACAGAAGAAGAGAUGGUGAAGAAGACCAAGGCUAUCCUUGACGAGUAUCUACACGUACAGGAUAUAAAGGAGGCCAUUCUUUGUGUUGAGGAGCUGAAGUCUCCAUCUGUCAUGCAUACAUUUGUCAGCACAGCAGUGAACCAUGUAUUGGAGAGGUCUGCUAUAGCAAGGAAUCAGACUGGACUUCUCUUGCAUGAUUUAGUUAAAAAGACUGUUUUGUCUGGCUCUAUAUACAUUGAGGGGCUUACUGAAAUUCUUCAGUUUGCUGAAGACAUGGAAAUUGACAUUCCAAAAAUUUGGCAAUAUUUCGGUGAGCUCAUCGGUCCAAUGGUUCAAGACGGAAGUGUGCCUCUGAACUUCCUUCGCAAAGCUGCCGAACCCCUGAAAGCAAAUAAUAAAGCUGGACUUUUGGUUGCUGAGAUUCUACAUGCUGCUAGUCAUAGAGAGGGCCAUAAAAAGGUUGGGUCUCUUUGGAGACAGUCUAGUCUACAAUGGAGUGACUUCAUGGAAGCUGCCAAUAUUGAUCAGUUCAUCAAAGAAAAAAAACUUGAAUUCACUACUGGAGAUGACAGCCAGCCAAGCACACCAACAGUGUCAAUAUCCAUGGAGAAUGUUGAGGGGAAACUGCAUCAACUUCUUGUCAAGGAAAAAGCGGAUAAUGAAGCCAUCUUCGAUUGGAUCGAGGAAUGCGUAGAUGAGGUAACUGUCAAGAGCAAGAAGUUUAUACGUGCCUUGAUGACAGCUGUUUGUGAAAGUGCAAUAAGCGGAUCUGGAAGUGGUGCUCGUGUGCUUCCGGAAGUGAUCAAAAAUAGAGGAAAUUUGCUUCAGAAAUAUUUGGAUCACCAAGCGGAAUCUGAACUGCAAGCUUUGUAUGCAUUACAAGCCCUUGUUCACAAGCUGGAGCAUCCACAGGGAGUGUUGCGCACCCUAUUUGAUACCUUGUAUGAUGAGGACAUUAUUUCUGAAGAUGGAUUUAAUCAGUGGGAAAAAAGUAAAGAUCCCAAUGAGCAAGAGGGAAAAGGAGUCGCAAUGAAACAAGUAGUUCAGUUCUUCACAUGGUUACGAGAGGCUGAUGAAGACCUGAGCGACAGCUGAGAAUGGCCAUAUCAUAGAUCUUACAAAAUUGGGGAGUGGGAAUUUAUGUCUUGUUUAUCCAUGUGGAUGUUCAGUGAAAUCUUGUGAAAAUACACAUUGUGAAAACACACAUUUCAUUUGAGUGGAACUGAUGUUUGUCAGUCCAGAAUUCAGUUAUGGUGAUCUUUCACCAUACACCUCAUGUUCAUGAGUCCUAUUCUUGUUGGAAAUCAUGUUGUUACAGAUUGUUUUUAAGUGAAUGUUGAUAAUUUCUAUGCUUAAUUUCAAAUGAGCAAUUUAGUUACUGUUUGGUGUGAUUGCCAAUCAGAAGCAUGGUUUAAAACCAAUAUUAUGAAGGCUGUGCAAAUUUGUGUGUUUACUGCAGAGAGGACUGCAUCGAUUGCUCAUUAUUGGUCCGGGCAUGGUUAAUGUUGUCAGAUAGAAAGAAUCAUGAAAUAAUUGGCAUUGAUUCUUCAAAAUAACUGAUUGAUGAAAACCUCUGGUGCUAUUUAACCUUGCUGGACACUUUCAUAACCAGAAUGAACAAGUUGGGGAGAACCAUUAAUAGCCAACAAGAAAACCAUUGAACGUAUGUAUGUUGUGUGAAUGUUGGAGUUUGGUGCAUGUGCUGUAAUUUAUUAAUUUUACUUUCCUCUGAAGACAUACUGCCUAUGAUGAUAUGCAAGUGAAAAUUCUUCUGGUCCAUAUUUUUGUACAGUAUAUUUUCUGUGUAUGAUUUCCAAUGUGAUAAAUAGAAUACCUAGAAUAUAACAAUGUACUUCUUAUUUUGAUGAUGUGAUUUAUAAGUACUUUGUUCAGUGAAAAAUGUCUGGGAAAUUUUUCUGUUACAAAAGUAUAUGUAAAUUUUAAUAGAUUAAUAUGGUAGAAAGAAAAUAGUUAUUUUCUGUUACAUUUCCAGUAUGUCAUGACAAGCAUUUUCAUUGAGUUUAUUUCUAGAAAUACCCCAAUUUCAUAUUUGUUGUUUGCUGAGGAGACUUGUGUAAAUAGUUUAUCAGACAGCUGCACAGUAACUUGAAAUAAUGUCUGAUUUGAAAAUUUUCCUUUGAGGCUCCUUUUCACAUUGUAUAUGUGAUCAAUAUUGCUACUGAUUUCCAUAAUGAGGGGUUGUAAUGAAACAGAAACAUUAAAGUGACAUCGGAAAACA